GUUGACAAGAAAUAGGCUUAUGCGUUAUUCCACUUGGUGCGGCAAGAGAUUACUCGUAUAAGAGUUGGUGAAUUUGUUGUAAUAGUGUCUGUGGCAUCCUCGUCAGAUGAAUUGACUUCCUGAUUAAUUGAUUUAAUAUGUUGUGGAUAUCUUGCGCCAUAAUAUUAACAUCGUUCACUCUGGUUCAAGCCGGACAGACCACAGGAAUUGUGCCAGUCAGAUUUGUUAGGAGCAAUCGAAAAAUAGAGUCAUCUACCACAAAACCCCUGCAACGUUCUGCUAGAAGCUAUGGGGACCUUACCAUAGAUGUAGCAGUUUGGACUGAACCAACAGUUCCUUUCAUAUACGCCAAACCGAACUCUUUCGGCUUCAGUUUCGAAGAAAAUGGAUACGUCACUCCAGAUUUCAGUAAUGGCUUAGAAUAUCCUGACCCUUUGCUGCUUACUGGUUUGGCAGCAAAACGGGCAGUACGUUAUUUGUACAGUAGGGAAUUGUUCUUCGGAGAUAUACCCCAUAUUAGAGCCCUACUUCGCAACCAAGAAGAGAGACGAUCGAAUGGUUUACCUGGAAACCGCCUUGGUUCCCUAAGAGAACAGUCUCCGUUCCUUAGAUUGAAGAAGCACAGAAGACUACAGAAUCAUCUGUGAAGAUUUUAAUACCAUAUUCUCGAUUUAAAAAAAAAUAUACUGUAAAUAAUAAAUAUUAACUUAUAUUUUUUGUUAGAAAUAGCUAAAAUAAA
Anoplophora glabripennis (Asian longhorned beetle) is the source of this 739-nucleotide messenger RNA. RefSeq lists its product as uncharacterized. The coding region runs from base 138 to 647 and encodes 169 amino acids. Lineage: Eukaryota; Metazoa; Arthropoda; Insecta; Coleoptera; Cerambycidae. The transcript is spliced from 3 exons. The record is from RefSeq and is a predicted model, not a curated record.